ACCAGACCGCAGCCGUUGGGCAUGGAGCCCAAGGACUCAGCAGACCCGCUCCACAGGCCUGAGGGGGCCGGAGGGCAGAAUGUGACCACACAGAAAAUUGAAGGCUUAAUGGAAAUGGUGAAGAAGUUGAAGAAAGUGGGAAGUCUAGAGCCCCGGGUUGAAGUCCUGAUUAACCGCAUUAAUGAGGUUCAGCAAGCAAAAAAGAAAGCCAGUGAGGAGCUUGGAGAGGCCCAGACUGUCUGGGAUACCCUGCAGAAGGACCUGGACUCAUUACAUGAAGAGAAAGUACGUCUGAAGGAUAUCUUGAACAAAAAGCAAGAGGCUCUGAGGAUUAUCCGGCUACAGUGCCAGGAGAAGGAAUGCGAGGCACAAAGAAAGCACAGCAUGUUACAGGAGUGUAAAGAGAGAAUUUCUUUCCUGAACUCUCAGAUGGACAAGGAGAAGGAAAAACUAAGACAAAUGAGGUUGGAUUUUGAAGAACAGCUGGAGGGUUUGAUGAGCCAGCACAAGGACCUCUUGGAGUUUCAUAAGCCUGAACAUCUGGCAAAGGAGACGUGCGCUUUGGACAGCAGCAAGGAGCAGCUGCUCAAGGAAGAGAAACUGAUCGAGGUAAAGCUGGAGGAUGUGAAACAUCGGCUGUCUGCCCUGUGUGGGCCUGAGUCUUCCACUCUUAAUGAGAAGCUCUUCCUCCGAAGCCAUGAGGCAGCUGCAACAAUGCUGCUGUUCAAGGAAGAGAACAAGAAAGCUGAGGAGCUGUUAGAGGCUGCAGCUCAGCACCACCAUCAGCUGCAGCAGAGGUGCCAACAGCUACAGCAGAAACGGCAGAGGCUGAAAGAAGAACUGGAAAAGCAUGGGGUACAGAUCCUUGCUCAAAUUCAGAGCAUGCAAGAUGAAGCAGACAACCCAUGGAGGAUGGCUAGUCCCAAGCCCCUAGAAGUCCAUGAAGAGAAAGACCAAGAGCGUCCACCAAGCAGGAACUGA
Messenger RNA from Cricetulus griseus (Chinese hamster), 981 nucleotides. Lineage: Eukaryota; Metazoa; Chordata; Mammalia; Rodentia; Cricetidae. The record is from RefSeq and is a predicted model, not a curated record.